UGAAGAGAGAGAACCAACCUCUUUGCCGCGACUCUUGCGACUGUUGUUGUAUGUUGUUCCGCACUGCGCCAGAGUUUUCGGUCGUAGUUGCAUGGCUGCUGGAGCGUUGGACAGACGCACACCGCGACGCUCCCCACUUUUUUUUUGGCCCAUUCGCCACGACCACCCCCAUCAUUACGAUCAUCAUUCACCUUUUUAUCAUCACCUGAAUCGACGCUCUUCUUCUUUCCGUUUGACUCGUCGCUACGUCAAAUCAAAUUGACCGUCGCUAAAGUGUUGCGCGCAUCGUCAUUUUUAACAGUUUUGAUCUAAGUUUAAGGAGUUUGAGUUGUUGAUUGGCCAACGUGAUUCGUGAGUGAUUUGGACGCCUGCUUUUUUUUUUGGGGACUUCGACGUUGGACACGUUUGGAAAUCAAGUGUCAUCACCUAACACGUCGUGUGAUAACAGUUCGAUAUCCUCUUUGCUCAAUCAUCGCACUCCGAUUUUUUUUUUUUUUCCAGAAUCGCAAGUGUGUUUUAAGUUGGUGAACAAUCCGGCAGAGUUUCGAUAUAUUUUUUUCCCCUCACUUGGUUCUUAUUUUGUGAUUCAUCACGGCGACGCUAUUCCAUCCGCAUUUUGUUUUAGGUGUGGAAGCAGGUGAAGAAGAGGACGAGCUGAGUAGCGACUCCACCCCAAUGAUCAGCAUGGACGUAAACGGCCCUGCUGGAAUGGCUCCGCAGUCCCAGCAGCAGCAGCAGCAGAUGCACCAGAACGCGCAAAUGAUGCACAUGUCGUCUGGCGGAGGCGGCGGAGGCAGCGGAGACGAUUCCAAGAAAAAACUGUACCAUUCGUCUGGAACAGGUCACGGCGGAGUCAACCAGCUCGGCGGCGUCUUCGUCAACGGACGACCUCUGCCCGAUGUUGUCCGCCAACGGAUCGUCGAAUUGGCCCACAACGGAGUCCGACCCUGCGAUAUCUCCCGCCAGCUCCGAGUCUCCCACGGAUGCGUCUCCAAGAUACUAUCCAGGUACUACGAGACGGGCAGCUUCAAGGCUGGCGUGAUUGGCGGGAGCAAGCCGAAAGUGGCCACGCCCCACGUCGUCGACGCCAUCGCCGACUACAAGCGCGAGAACCCCACGAUGUUCGCCUGGGAGAUACGCGACCGGCUCCUGGCCGAAGGCAUUUGCAACCAGGAGAACGUUCCCAGCGUCAGCUCCAUUAACAGGAUUGUGCGGAAUAAAGCGGCGGAAAAGGCGAAGUCGGUCAGUCAUCACGGACAUGGACACGGUCAUGGACACGGAGGUCACGGAGGACACGGAGGUCACGGCGGCAACAGCGGCGGAGGAAGUAACAGCGGGCCGGUGAGCCCAGUUUCGUCUCAAACGGCUUCGGUCAUCACUCACGGAUCGGCAGCCUCCACCGGUAACAACCAACACCAACAACAACAACAACAACACGCUAUGCAACAACAGCAGCACGUCUUGCCGCCGCACGACUCGCCUCACCAACGCCCAGGCUCUUACAGCAUCAACGGCAUCCUCGGCAUCCCGCAGACCGACCCCAACGGCAACAUUAAACGGAAGCGAGACGAUCACGAUGAUAUUCGCGAUCUCAAUGGCCACGCAAAUCAAGACGAGGAAAUUAAACGUCAGCGAUUGCAUUACGGCAGCGAUCAACUUUAUAGCAUGUGGCCGACCAAGUGGAGCACCAGUUUGAAGGACGACAAACUCCUGCCGGACAUUGGCAGCGUGACUGGAGUUGUCAGCUCACCGACGGGCAGCAACAACGUCGGCGGAUCGCCUUACUCUCUGCCCAGUUUCGUUUCGGAUCACCAACAGCAGCAGCAACAGCAACAACAACACCACGGCGUGGGGCAACAGCAAUCGGGUGGGGGCGGCCAAAACGGCUCCAACAACGGAGGUCCAGGCAACAACCCCAACGCUUUUAAUGGCGUUGUGACGUCUAGCAGUUCGGGCGAUCCGCUCUACGAUACCAUCAGCACCAUGACGCAAGCUCAGAGCACGUCCAUCUACACUCCGCCGCUGGGCACAUCUCUCGGCAGUGGCUCUUUGACACCUUUGACGCCCAUCAGCAUGCAGGAUAUUAAGGCGCACAUGUUGACGCCGAACGGCGUCGUCGACACGUCUCUCCAGUACCAACAAGACGGCAUCGGUGGUCUUUCGGUCUGCACUGCAGGUACUGGCGGGUACGCUAGUUCUGGGCUUGCUGGGCCUACUGGGCUUGGUGGUGGCGCUGGGCACCACCAUCACUUACUAGCUCACAACUCUUCGCCACUGCCGGGCAGCACUUGCCUGAUCCAGCAUCAGCAACACCACCAAUGCACGACAACGACAACGGCGUCGUCCAUGUCGGACGGCGGCCAUGAUGUCCAUCCUCAUCACCACAUGGACAUGGACAUGGAUCAAGCGGCCUCUCACGGCUUUUGUGCCGCCGUCUACCGGACGAUGGCCGAGACGCCGACAGAGUCGCCUCCGCAGCACCACCACAACCAUCACAACAACAAUAACAACAACAAUCACCAUCACAACCUACAGCAGAGCAUCGAGGAGCACGAGGAGCAGGAGAAGGCGGCGCGGAUCUUGUCCUCGCCUCCUCCCGCUGCCUCCGCCCCACCGACCGCCUCCUCCCGUUCCGCCUCCUCCGCUCUCACGCUCCUCCAACCCAUUGCGGCGGCGGCGGCGGCAGCGGCGGCGGCAGCGUCUUACACUUUACCCAGUCUCAUGGCUCCCUACCCCAACAGCACGGCUUCAGGCGAGUAGAAUAUCAAAGAGAAAACAAAAGAGACUAACCAAAGAAAAGAGAAAGACAGAACACGGGCAAACAAAAAGAAUCCCUGGCUUUGAAAAUGAAACUAACCUAAAACCUAAGAAAUCUUUUUAGAUGUGCUUGUUUGUUUGUGGCCGAUGUUCUCUUCAUCUUUCCUGCAUCGCUUGACUGAUUUGGCAUGAAAUUUGGAUGAUUAGUUUUCCUUUUUUUGACAACUGGUAGUCUGACUUUUGAUUUAUUGAUGUUGCACCAGCACAAUGCUUUUGUUUUUCGCUUGAAAUUUAUUUCUAGUUUUUAUUUUCCUGAAUUCUCUCAAUCCAACCAUGUCAAACUCUUUUGUCUGGUUGUGUCUACUUAUGUUUGCCUUGCCGACGUGAUCUCUUUCUUUCUGGCCAUCGUUAUUCCGGUAUUUCAUGGCGGAAGGCCGAUGUGGAAUGGAUGCACUCACUCUACAUCCAGCUGUGAAAGAAAGAGAAUUAAACACAUCGGUCAGUCAGUCCUAUCCGUUUUCGUGACGAUAGGAAACGAAAGAAAAA
Molecule: messenger RNA, 3303 nt
Organism: Daphnia carinata
Lineage: Eukaryota; Metazoa; Arthropoda; Branchiopoda; Diplostraca; Daphniidae
Gene: sv
Product: paired box protein Pax-2-A-like
Exons: 9
Coding region: 676-2760 (694 amino acids)
Biological process (GO): anatomical structure development; regulation of transcription by RNA polymerase II
Molecular function (GO): RNA polymerase II cis-regulatory region sequence-specific DNA binding; DNA-binding transcription factor activity, RNA polymerase II-specific
Source: RefSeq, a predicted model, not a curated record